AUGUAUCGUAUAUUUUCCCACACUUGUGACAAAUUUUCAACGGUUUUUUCGGACAAUUAUCCUUUCCACAGAGUUAUAAGGCACAAGGUCGUAGCUGGCGGUGGGAAAACUUAUUCGAGAAAAUUAUUUUCACGUCUUUUUCUUUGAUUACUUAUACUAUCUCUCGACCUUUGCACGACCAAUGACCUCGUUUGCACGAAAUUAAAAACCGAAAGGGAAGCAAGUUCCAGGAUAAUCGUCCCGUUGUAGUUCCUUUUAGUUCUCGUGUCAUUGGCAAGCUUCACGCCUCCUUCUUUGAAAAUGCUGAACGAGACCUGGGGAGGGUGGCAAACCCCAAGGACAACAGGAAUGAACUCCGGUGUUCGCUUCAUUGUCCCCCGCCUCGUCCUAAUCAAAAAUUACAAGUUACCGCCACGAGGCGUAUAGCCAACAGUUCCAGACUUCACAUAAGAGUAACAAUCUGGCCAGGGUUGCUCAAAGCUGGGUGAAGAUAACCCAGGGUUAGCGUGAAAUUUGAAUUCAGGUCUGAAAGUUUGAUAAGAAAAUUCAGUUCAAAUCUUUUUUGUUUUUGCAAUUUGAUCGUUGAAUGUUCUAAAAAGAAUAGGGAAAUUUUUCCUUUAAAGACUUUUGAAUAAAGAAAUAAAGAAACGUGGAUUAAAUUUAACCCCAGGGUAGCGCUAAUCAACCUUCGAACAAAUAGGCCCAAGAACUCUACCUCAACUGAUAAACUUGCCCUUUUUUGCAGUAAGUUACUCCAUGUCUGUAGUAAACCAUUCUACGGUCACUGAGUCGGUCAGUUGGUCCGUCAAUGGGUCGAUCAGUGAAUCUUACAUUGACGUGAUGAAUGUUACAGCCACAAUGUCCCACGUCAUGAGCAACUCUGUCCCAGUUUCCUCGUCGCCUAUGCUGCCACCACACUGUUACCAUGUGUGCAACUGCAAUAAUUCUGUUGGUGAGUAGUGGAGAAAUACAGUUGGAAGACAUCCAUAGAGGACAAAAUCAGUCUUUUCGUCUAAUAAAUCGACCAAAAAGAUUUGCUCUCAGUGACUAUUUUAUGGAAAAUAAUCACUAGUAACUUCAAGAGGGACCUUUUGCUUUGGCGAGAGUGUUUUAGGACUCUCUGGAAACUGACAUUUCACUGUAUUUGGUUUUCAAAACUCUGAAGAACAGAAACAUUUACACAAAGCAAGGAACUUGAAAUUCAUAGAAAACCGUAAACAGACGAUGAAAACAAAUUGGAGAAUCAAACGAUAUGUAACAAAAUUAUCAAUACAGCAUAGAGGAAGAACGCGAAAAAAUAUUUGAUAAAUGGGAAGUUGUAUAUUUAGUUUUGAUUGAAUACUGUCUUGAGCAAUGCCACUUCUCUUCAUAGAAGACUUCGUAGAAGCGUGUAACAUCCCGCGUGCGAAAGUAUUAACAAUUAAUUUUUUUCAUCAAAGGAUAUGCCACUUCUUCCAUGAAGUACAACAUGACAUUACACUCGUCUUCCGCGAUGUACAACGUGACCGUGAGUGCAAUGGGUAACAUGUCGUCGAUGCCCUACUCCGAUGAUUACAACAUGUCUUCAGGGUCCAUGGAUGCAUCGCCUCACGUGGGCCCCUCCCCAUCUAGUUCCGGUAUGGCGUACACGCCGAGCGCAAACGUCACGCCAAUGCACUACUCUUCUACUCCAUGGCCUGCACCGAGUUCUUCAGUGUCUGAGCCUUUCCAUUGUCCGAAUGUGUCUUGUUGGGUGGAGAUUGAGUGCAUGUCCCGUGAGUAAAAAUUAUCAAUAAUUCUAGUCUGGAAUUCUUGUUAAUUUGAAACUCUUCGUUGGUUAAGAUGAGCUUAACAUUUUGUAGAUUACAUAGUUUUCAUGUCCUUUGAGUAGAUCCAAACUAUGCUUUUUUUGCUCAAUUUUCAGAUACCCAUAGCAUCUCAAAGACCUCUUAUGUAUCAACAUCAUCUGUUACACCAACAGUUUGCUCAGGGGUCGUAGACUGCAAUGGUACGUGCUGCAUUAAUUAAGCAUAUCAAAAAUGCCACUAAUAUUCGAUUUGUUAUACCAACCUAUAGGCUGCCUACGUAAUUUCUACCUUUAUCCCAAAUUACAAGUCAUGAGAUUAUACUUCUUGAUAAUAAUAGACUAUGUGGCCGAUUUUCCUAAGCUCUAAGCUCGCGAUUUGGAUUAUCCAAAUUCAAACUGACCUACAAGCUCGUGAUAAUGGCGAACUGGUUCAUAUACUACCAGUCGAAGUUUUCUCUUGCUGCCAACAACGCCGGGUGUAAGUGAUGUGUUUCUCCUUUCUUGUAGACGUUUGUGGUGGUAGCGCUGAAGAGGAUUGUGGCAUAUGUUAUGGGGUAAGAAAAGAGACAUUUCUGAUUGCCCAUGAUCCUUUGUUUUAGUUUUCAAUAGUUGUAACACACGCAGUAAACUACAUGAUGCAAAAUCAUGAGCAAUCCUUUUCGAGCCCUCCCCCCCAUAAGAGAGCCAUGAAUUAUCAAAGGGAACUGAAGAGAUCUUUCUUUCGACAAGGACAUCAUUUGAGGAUAUGUAAUGUCUACUUUUAUUUACCCCAGGUGAAAUUGCAUCAUAAAAAACAAAUUUCCAUUAACAUCCACUUAAAGAGAAAUGUGGAGAAAUGGAAGAGAAUUUGGACAGCGUGAAGGCUUGGGUAUGAAAACUCCCCUUGACCCUAGAAUGAGUAGUGCUUUAUAAUUUCUACUUUCCUCUAAUAUCCACUCAAAGGGAGAUACGGGGAUAGACGAUCCGAGAGACUGCAUUGGAAAUUGCGGAGGAAGUGCAACAAACUCGAGCGAUACUUGCUUUAAAUGCCUAUCAGCUAGUGAAGAUAACGUUUUUAAGGAUUGUAACAAUGACUGUCACGGGAAUGCAGCCCUUGACGACUGCCAUGUGUGCACCGGCGGUAAUACGGGGAAAAUGGCCAACCACUUAAAGGAUGCAUGCGGUAUGUCACCUACCAAAUUAUAAUCCUCUUUGUCUCCCUCUGUGAUAUAUAAGACGACGAGGCGAGGAGAAGGUUCAUUAAUGCUGAGAGUAAUAUCAAACAUAACUAUCCCGCCGAAGAUUGAUGACCACUGCAGUUUCCUGAUAAAAUCAGCGUUGACUCUAAUUUUGACGUUAUUUUGCUGUCUCAAAUCUAACAAAACCUUUUCGAAACAAAGAUAGGCAAACUUUUUGUUUCUCUUCAAUAAUAAAAAGUAUUACAUCUUCGUGCGUUAGGAUAAUGGUUGGAUAAUGACAUAUUUAAGAAAAUUAUUGCGCAUAACUGAAAAUGAACUAAGACAUAGAGAGAAAGUAGGGUUAACGUUUACUUCAAAAUGAAAUAGAAAUGAAACGAAGAGUGAUUUACUUUGCAAAAAACUGCAAAGUUUGUAUCCCAACGAGGUCAACUUAAGCCUCAUUCCUGUUCGGAUGCUUCUCAACAAAGCACACAACUGGUAAAUUAGCUUGUUUCAUGUAGCACUGCAACAAAUUUCAUGGUCUAUUCUACUCUUUUUUUACUGCCUACAAUCUUAAACUAACAGGAGUGUGUAAUGGGACCAACUCGACAUGUAUAGGAUGCGACGGUGUACCAAACAGUGGUUUGGUGCUUGACGCAUGCGGUAAAUGCGGAGGGGACGGAACAACGUGCACGGCUCUCACGACAACUGUUCCACAAACCAUUGCGAGCGGCCAACCUAAAGUCUGGGUAAUUGGUGCUGGAUUUAAUGCAGGAAUCGCGACUGUGUGUGUAUUGUACAACCCAGAUAGUGGAGUAGAGGUUGUUAAUACUACAGGUAUAAAAAAAUUCUUAGUUUGUGUAAAAACUGAAAGUUCCUACAUAAUACAUAAUAUCAUCGAUCCCGCAAUCACGUAAUUUGUUGAAAACGGGGUAAAUAUUUGUGUGCUUUUUCUUCCUGUUAAUGAAUACACUCACAUGGGAAAAAAACUUAGUGAUCAGGGCCAAGAAAAAGAGAAAAAUUGCUCUUAAUUCACGUACCUGGCCUAAAUAUUGCGUUUUAUUUAAUGAUGUCAUUUGAAUGGACCGGGAAGUUAAUCUCUUGGUUGAAAGAAUAUAUAGAAAUUAAUUUUAGUUAGGUAGGUUGAGCUCUUGUAAAUGUGUUACCACCGUAAAGAGAAACUCUUUUCAUGGUCUUGGAGAGAAAAAAGUUAAAAAGGUCUUUUUUUUUACAUUUGUAAACUGAAGGAUCCCCAACGACCAUUAUGAAACCCUUUAAGUAGAGAUCUCCUAACGCAAGCAUAUUGAUUCACUUUCCACCCUGAGGAAUCUUUGUGAUUAAUGGAUUCUUAUAUCCUUAAAAUUCUCUUUCAAGCCACCCAAAGAAAUCUCACCCAUGCUCACUGCGUUUUUCAACCAUGGACCAAUUACACCGCGGGAAAAUACAACCUUUCAGUGAUACUCGUCCACGAUGGUGGGGAACAGAUUAAACUCAACGAGUCAGUUCCAAUAUAUUAUUACAAUAGCUCAAACCUCGCUCUAAGGAAUGUCACACCAUAUGAAAUUCUUAAGGACGACUUACCGGAAUACGUGACACUAGUUGGCAAUGGCUUCUUUGACUGGAAAGAGACCCUGUGUUAUUUCAAUUCCAGCGAAAGCAAAGACAUCAUCUUUUUAAACGAAACUCAUCUUAAAUGCAAAGUAAGUGUUUGUACCGAAGGGGAGGGUCAGAAUGCCCAUUGUUUCGCCUAAUGGUGAAAAUCAGUUAUUUUGAAAUCACAUGGUUUCACUCACAAAGAGAUUCUUUCCUUCAGCAAAGACUCUGAUCAAGGGUGGUCACCUCUGAUCGCCUUGCACAUUUUCCUGCUGACAGCGAUCUUUUAAAUCAUUUAGCAAGCCUCAUGAACAGUGCAGUCAGUCAAAAUAAUUAUUGUUAUGCUUUGCUAAGCUCAUAAGUGAAACGGCGCCAUUAAAAGAAUCAUCGUACACCGACACAUUCGGUUAAAGGAGCCAUGAUUGUCAUUACAUAAUGAAAACAGCGAAAGAUAUAUUUGUCACCGUAUUAUGCUGAAUAGCUUGCAACGCCUGAAAUCAAAUAAGUACUUCUCUGAUUUCUGAACACCACAAUUAAAAAAAAACAAACAGAAGGUGACACAUUUCGCUCCAUCAAACUCUAUGCCUUAACUUUAAUUCGUAGGCACCAGCAGCUGAUACCUCGACCCGGUUCGACGUGUCUCUUUCCAUGGAUGGUGGACUCAACACCGUUGGUAGCGCUAUCCUGACAGCCUAUGCACGCGCACCCAACGUCACCACUGUGAAGUUCAGUGACACAGCCACCAUGAUACUAGUUCUUUUCGACAUCGAUAUUGACAUUGCCAAUGACGAUGAAACUUGCGAAAAUUUCUUUACCGCAGCAGUAGUUGUUACUUUUGGAAUUGACGCAGAAUGCUACUUAAGCAGCUGGCGAGAGGUAACUAUUCUCCUUGGAGCCGACGCAAAUGUUACCACUGGCGACAGUUUGUUUUUUAAGGAUAACGUUUUCCAAGCCUACGGAGAAACAUAUAGUGAGUUUUACAGUGGUUCAGUUCCAGUCCAGGGGCCUGAUGAUCCCCUACGGCCCACACCCUUAAUCACAGGUAAAUUCAGUUGUGUUGUUUAAGGAGACCUCACAUUGAAUGAUGAUAAAGAGGUUUAUUACAAAGAAUUAAUGUUGGUUUCGACGUAAUUUUUGUAAUUACUUUAAAGGACAGGGUGUUUCAAGUGUGUUUGUGAAUUUAAGCAUGUGACCUCAAUAACUAUAGGCUGUUAGGCAAAUUAUAUAUUUUUUUGUUGUUAAGGCUCAAAUGCUGUAGAAUUUCCAAGUUGAUUUACGCCCAGGAUUCACCUUCAAACUUAACUACUUGUUCUUGUAGUUUCCGCACACAGAUCACUUUAAUUUAGUAUAUACCACACAGCCAUUUUCUCGUGCGCUGAUUUGCUAGUUCGGAGGUGAAUAGCAAGUACUAGUUACCUUUCGUGUAGCCGAAGAGACAUGUUUGCGUUCCUUGCACCAGAAAAUAUUGUAUUCGUUGCAGUAAGUAAUUAGUUAAAAUCAUCUUUUUGUUUUAUAUUAUCUCCCUUUGUUAGCAUAUACUAAAAAAAUUUAACCUGGUCACCUCCACUUCGCUGAAUGGUUUUGAAUGGUAUUCAACUUUAGCUGGUUAACAUUAAUAUUACAUUUCAAACAGGAUCAGCCUCGUACAAGGAUAAUUUUCAUACAGAGAGUACGAGUUCUGUUCAGUUUUUCUUUUUCUCGUUAGUUAAUGAGUUACUGUCUCUCUUUUUGUAAGGUCCUGAAGUUCUUUCCUCCUGCGGAAAUCUCUCUCUCUCUGGAUCCCAGUCCUACGGUGGUGGUGGCCGGCCACUCAACUUUAAUUGGUCCGUCACAUGGUCUGAUGACAAUGACGUAGCAGACAUUACAACUGUCCUCAAUGCGCUGAGUUCAGAUGAUGAUAGCGUGAAGAUCUAUGGGGGAUUAUUUGACUCAGGGAAAACAUACGUGUUUAAGCUUAGAGUGGCAAACUUCCUUAAUCGGGCAGAUUUUCAAGAAACGACCCAUACAGUAACUAAAAAUUCUGAUCCCGUCCCAGCCUUAACGCUGAGUUCAAGCAUCGAUCUAAUAGACGGGGAGGUUUAUGUAUCGGAGGAAUUUUCUAUCAAAACAAACGCAAUUGUAAGUAAAUCCAUGAUGUUCACAUUAAAAGCGGUCGAUUCUUCAUCUCCUUCCUCAUCCUUUUCUUUCCUUCUUUACCCUUCCUCCACAUCUUCCUUUUUCUUCUUUCCCUCUCUCCUAUUUCCGUAUUCUGCUAGUACUUUUUCAUUCUUUACGUUCUCCAUUCUCCCUUUUCCCUUCUAAUUCUUCAAUUUUUCUUUCUUUUCCUCCUCAUUUCCGUCCCAUCCUCUGCAUCCCCUUCCUGCUCCUUCUUUUGCCCUCUCCUAUUUACAUAAUUGCAAAUGAGUUUCAUUAUCAGGUCUACGUAAGAGCUAAUAACAUCUUUCACUUUUUUUUCUACAAACACUUCUUCAAUAGAUUCUACUAAGCUUCUGUGGUAUUCCUUUCAGGAAUAAGAGCCUCUCUCUUUUUUCAACUAAAACCCCUUGGACAUUAUUUGAUGAGGGGAUGCCUCAUUCCUCCACUAGGAGCAGUGAAAUAAUCACUUAGAUUUCCAUCACUCAAUCUAAGUUGUCGUGUGAGGGACAUCGUACAUUAGCACUUUCUUUUGUUAACCUACGAUAAUACAAUUCUUAAUCUACAGGUAGCACCUUGUGUCAACAACAUUAGAAUGACCUUUUCAUGGAUAGUAACAUGUACCAACCCAAACGCAGAACAAAAGGUGCGAGACAGUGCUUCGUUUCAGAACACGAAAAACAAGCCCGCUCUCAAAUUAAGUCGCGGAAUACUGACAGCGGAUGUCAAUUGCACAUUCAACGUAACUGGAAGUAUGAGCUAUGAUGCAAAUAUUAAGAGCUCCGUCAGCGUGGUCAUUAGGGCUUUGGCCACUCCACUCGAUCCAUAUAUAUCUGGAGGUGAGGAAUGUUUCAUUGAACUUUUCCGGCUCCUAUUGUCAUUUCUUGAUGUCUAUUUGUACUUUCUUUCUGAGAAUCGUUUUAAGCGCGAAUAUUUUUACAAAGCAUACCCAAGGAUUUUUAAUUUGAAGUAUUCGAUGACAAAUUCGGUUGGCAACAAGGUGGAGUUCUGAAGAUGACGUAAAAUAAAUCAAACAAACAGGAUAAACUAUUCCGGCGACGCAUUUUUAAACUUUAUCCCUACCCCUUUUUUAGGUGAUCGACAAAUAGGUCUUGAAAGUGGGUCGGUAGAGCUCGACGCUGAGACGUUGACAGUGGAUCCUGAUGAUCUUGACGAUUCCGACGGAAACUCUUUUAAAUGUGACUGGAGCUGUAAAGAUGGUGAUACACCCUGCCGCUCAACUUUGGACAAAGAAAUUAUAUUAUCUGCUAAUUCUCCAUGUAUAACCGCAGUACAGAGCAAACACUUUGCAGCAGGAAAAUCUUACAUAAUCAGGUAUGGGUAACAAUCAUCUUCAUCAUUAACAUUGCUAAUGAAACUUAGAGCUUUGUAAUUCUGUGAAGGGAGUCUAACUGACGCUAAAUGGUAGGAUCUGGGCUCAGGCUACUAUUUAUUGCUCGAAGAGCCACAUGGCUAAGUCAUGGUCACGAUUAAUUUCCAAGAAGUACCAAAGAUGGCCUUCUGUGGUUCCUACUGCAUCCCCUCUUGCCAGUGGUAAACCAAAGAUCACUUCUUUCUCCAUAUCUCAAUAACCUAUGCACUAAUUUCGAGCAAAUAGUCUUUGGAGAUGAUUAUGACCUGAUUAAACAACUUCUGUGUACUUUGUGUGGUGCUGGGUCAAAUCAUAUAAGAACAUAGAGCGGGAAAACAAAAUUGGUUGGGUUGUAAGUUCCCUAGAUAUAACUAAAAUGCACAGUUGUACGAAAUACUUUUGCCAUAGCUGAUGACCUUUUCACCACGAGACACUGCAUUCAACAGACAUCUCGCUUGGUAAACUUCCCAUGGUAAAUACCCAUAGACUCUUCAAAAAGGGUCACCGGAAGCGCCUGUAACAUUUUCGCAAAAGUGAUUUGGUGCCCUAAGUAAAAGGGAAAAUGUUGAUGCUUUGUUUCGUUACGUUCUCGUUCCCACCACCGAUGUGGUGGUGACGUAGUGUAUUUUUCUGCAAACCACUUUAUCAUCAACGGGGUAAGUUUCGAAAGAAACUGUGUGGCUGUGUCGGUGGGAGAGUAUAACUGGGUAAUUCAGUAUUAUCAACUGAGUCGAUAACGUAAGUUGGCCUUUGUAAAGAAUUUAAAAGCCGACGUUUCGAGCGUUAGCCCUUCGUCAGAGCGAUUGGAAGGGCUAACGAGGAGUAAACGCUCGAGACGUUUGCUUUUAAAUUCUUGCGGUGGCCAAUUUACAUUAUCAACUCAGUUGACAAUAUUAAAUUACACUUUUUUAUCACAUCGCUUCUAGCCACCCAAGAAUGUAACUUAGUACCAUUGACCUGUCAGUGAAACAAGACGAAAUCCCAGGGCGCCUCAUCCAGGGGUAGCAGUAAUAAUCCCAGUUGUAAAUUGUGAUUAGCUGCCCUUUUUUCUUCAUAAUUGAUGGUCCUUUACUAAAAUUUUUACUCUUAUUUACCAGCGUGACUGUGAGCAAAGGAUCACGAUCAGCCUCUGCCUCUAUAACGCUGACCGUGGUGGAAGGAAACCCGCCCGCUGUGUGGGUGGAUUUAGCGCAGAUGAAGGUCAAAGCAAGUGAAAGAGUAAAAUUGGAUGGAUACUAUAACUCAAGCGCCGAGCCUGAAAAAGUAGAAUGGAGUUGCCCUCCGGCACAAGGUGCGUUCAGAAUAAACGAUAAAUUGUUUUGCCAUAAAACAUCCAGACUAAGGAUUCCACUGCAUUCAGAAGCAAAGUAAGAAACUCUCACCUGUUUGUCUUUUAGGUUUUUCCACUGUUGACUUGACCAAAUACACACUCGAUGAAGAAUACUACAGUGAAGGUAUAUCAUUUGCAAUGAUGGUUAUCCCCCAGUAUGUUCUGAAACCGGGCAGUAAAUAUCGAUGUAAGUUGACAGUGAGAAAAGGAAGUAACGAGGGUGCAGCAUUCGUGGUAGUGGAGGUGAGAACUGGGCCCAGUUCCGGUACGUUCGAAGUUUCUCCCACUUCUGUGCAAGCACUGGAUCUCGUAACUAUGACAGGUGAGAAACAAAAAGCGCAAUUAUUCAGUAUUAUCCCUUUUAAUUAUUGUUUCUUCCCAAAUUUUCGUAUGGGAGCGGUCAAAAAGAAGUCAGCAUAUUUGACUGACCUUGGGAUACUGACUUAUCAAAAGCUUAAGACAGACCGAGCACUCUCAAGAGGGCUCAAUAACUGCUGGCACCUUACUUUACCAAUGCAUUGCAACUUCCUCGUUACGCUUGGAGAAUAUUACUUAGAACUUUGUGCCAAUACCGUCCAGGAAAACCUGACUAAGAGGUUCCCAUGAACAAAACAUCUAUAAGUUGAACCAAAAACAACGCGGAACUUGGUGAUGACGUCUACUCGGGUGAUCGAAACAUCAAUUACUGCCUACGAAACAUAUUUUUUCAGGAAAACCACACCCACACCCAGACGAUCAGACUUUCUUACUAUUUACUAAGUUCUGGUUCUCAAAUUUAUAGCAAAGCAAUGGACAACUGAUUCAGACGCUGGCCCACUUCGAUAUUCAUUUGGUGAACUAAUUAGUGCAGACAUCUGCGAGACAUAUGGGCCUCCAUCUUCCACACCAGAACAGGAAGACAUCGUUCCGCCAGGAUCUGGUCCAAAUAAUGUCCUCACUUUAUGCUGUGUGAUUGAGGAUAAGUUCGGAUCGUAUGCUAUUAAAACGUUCAAUAUCACUUCUAGCCCGCCGGAUCCGGCAGACCUAGACCCCGCUGCUCUGGGUAACUUGUUCGAAAAUGCCAUUGACGAUAAGUUACUGAGUGGAGACACAGAUAAAGCUAUGGGAGCAUUGAUCAGUAUAACAGGCACUGUUUUCGACGCCUCCAGUAACACCUCAGGUGAGCGAAUGAUCGUGGUCAUAAGUGAUAGUGCACCAUCCAAGCGAUGAUGUACUAACCAAUUAUCUGAACUACUACAUUAACUUGAGCAAUGUUUCUCUUCUUUUUUUUUCCAGAUGAGCUGAAGCGCAAUAUCUCUCAAAAAGCACAAGCAGCUCUUCUGCAAAUCCUAGAUGCUACUGAAGUUGACCAAGAUAAUGCAGCUCCUAUGUUGACCGCUUUAGUCCAAACAGACCCAAAAGCUGCCGGUAACAGGUAAACACUGAAGCAUUCCGACGAUUCCUAAAGUUGAAAAUGUUCGUUAAUGUAGGAAUGUGUAGUUUAAAUUAAGGCAUUUUGGGGGUUCUUGUUGCUACAUUCGAAUUUUCGCUGUUUUAAGUGCUUUAUUUGCUUGACGCUUUAGACUUUGUAUAAGCGCAAGAUUGGAGGUUAUCUCUACAUUAUCCGUUAGAGCUUCGGACAGAUUUAAUGAAUGUAACCGAAGAAGUUACAAUUCAUAUACCCAACGUUUCGACACUCCUGUCUAGUGCCUUCAUCAGGGGUGAUCUAAACGUUGCAACAAGAGGUCCUUUUUUUACUAUCACUAAUUAGAUCACCCCUGAUGAAGGCACUAGAGGAGUGUUGAAACGUUGGGUCUAUGAACUGUAACUUCUUCGGUCACAUUCAUUAAAUCUGUAAACCAGAGUAGCAUCAAACUAAGUCUGAUUGUCCACCAGGUUGCCGUGUGAACUUUGAUAUAAGAUAGAAAUAGUUCAUAACUAUUUGUCAACAAGAGCGACAUAUACCGAGCUUGGUUUAGGUAUCACGGUAACUUGUCAUGUCAACCUAACUGCAAACAUAUUUAAUAGUGACCACGAAAAGGUCUCUAAACAUUUCUUUUUAUUACCAAUGUGUUAUGAUUUUCAGUUUAUCGGUUAGGAAUGCUUAUGCCCUUCGUCCAAAGUUCAGGUUCUCUAAAACUUUGCUCUCCCUCGUCAGUUACUACUAUUGGCAAUUACCUUGACCGCCAUCAACCCUUAAAGGUGGACAAUAAAAAUGCUAAUCUAAUCUCUCCUUUCCUUUUUAUGUAUUUAGCUCCGGCGUGGCUUAUGCAGCAGUGAAGAUUUUGGAUGGGUAUGGCGAAAAACCCAUUCCCAUUGAAAAUGCAGACAAAUUUCUCGAUUUUAUCAGCGACCUUGCUGGUGACUUUGUAGAAAACGACACCAGCUUACAAGAGGUAGGUCAGGAUGCAGGUCCAACAUUGCUUUCUGAUACUCUCAAACAUUCAGGGGAAAAAGGGAUAAUUGUCGGGCAAAUUCGGAACAAUCGAACCCUAUUGAAGGCACAUCUACAAGAAGCUAGUCAGGGCCUGUUUAGUAGUAAGAGUGGUGUAAAUGGCCCUUGAUCGAAAGGAAAAAAUUAACCAGAGCACGAAGUGGGAUCGAUAAAUCAACUUGUACGCCCCGUGCACAAGUUCACCGUCCGUGCAGUAAUUUCACUUUUCACACUCCUUCCACAAGCCACACAGUUCAACUGACAGAAACUUUCUCUUGAUGGAAGUUAGGUUCGGCUGCAAGUACGGGAUUUAAGAUAAGUUUAGUACUUAGUGGCGCUCGAACCUCCUCUCAUUGAAUGUGAGAACAACGUUUCAUGCGAGGGGUUGUUGUUAGAUACAUGUAAUACUCUCCUCGAAUUUGGCGAUCGUUUUCUACACAAUCCUAAUUUCUUGCAUCGAUGCACUACCCCGUUUUGCUCAUUGAAAGAUAUGCGUUUUGAGCUUUCAUUUCUUUUACUUACAGAACGUGGAAGCAGCGUUUGAUUCUCUUGCGAAUAAUUUCGCAAAUAAUCUUUUCCUUAACGACGAGAAGGAAAUAUUCAAUGAAAAUCUGGGGUCAGUUAAGGUUAAAUUAACAGACUUGAAGAGUGUAAUGAAGGCAAACAACAGACCAGGUGCCCCCAGUUUUAAUCCUGGCCCGUCACUGGUGAACCUCUUCAGUGGUCCAAGAAAGUGCCAGGGCGGGAAGACAUGCCAGGGAGUAGUUGUGCAAGUGGUUCAGUACAAGAAGGAUUUGAUCGCAGUGGAUAAAGAUAAGCAGGAUGACCAAGUUGAUGUUGAUCAUACCAAGGUGAAGCUAUCCACUAUGCCUUCCGGCUGUAAUCAGUUCAGGGUCACUGGAUCACCUAGCCUUAAACACAUAGCUGAAAUUCGCUGCUUGACGCGGCUUUUUUGCCAUCGUAACUCAAAAGAAGUUAAACUGAAAUCAAAUGUAACCUUGUCCCUUGUGUUACCUACACUUUCGAUCAUUAACGAGUAAUUCCUUUGUGCUUGGAUUGGUUCAUUAUGACAACUUUGAUGCGCUCCAACGAGGACUCCACCAUCAUAUGAAGCAGAACUGUUUUGCAUUCAGUUCACCCGUUUUAACCUCAUGCUUACUUUGUGUCUUACAGGUUCUUGGCAUUGACUUAAAAGACCCAGUUUCGAAAAACCCACUUCCAGUUACAAACCUUCCACAACCUCUUACCCUGACAUUCACUGUGUCAGCCCUGCCGGUCGGUAAACAACGUGGCUGUAACUACUUUAAAAAAGAUACAAAAACAUGGGACAAGAAAGGAAUGACCGCCGUGGAUGGAGGAAAUAACACAUUGAAUUGUCUUUCAACUCACGCGACAUUCUUUGCUCCGUCCAAUGAUGCAAGUAAUGCGACAAACGCCACCACGGCACCACCAACUACGGGACCACCAACUGUUGGAGGUAAAAAUAGGUUUGCUCUCCCCUCUCUCCCCCCCCCCCCCCCCUUACCCCUAAAACGAAAAAACGUCGCGCACAAGUCGUUUCCAGUUCCAUUUAGGAUCUCAUCCACCUGCUUUUCCUAGGGUGGUAGGGUGACAUCAGUAAUCUUGUAUGUCCGGAGGUGAAUUACAGUGCUAAAGGCCUGUUCAUAUGGAGUUGAGGAAGGUGAGGUAACCCGAUUUGGUACGGUAGCCGGCCAGUUCACAUAAUCUCUAAAGUAUCUGGAUAACGUUUUCUUGAUGGGUGGGGUAACCAGCCAUUGCUGGUUAGGGUAACCCUGUCGGCCAGGGUCACAAUUCGUCAUGUGAAUGUCUCAAGGAGGGGUAACCCGCUUAGCCGGGGUCGCUUUCAUGUUACAUUUGCAAGCGCGUCAGAACCUCUCCCUGGAAUCUCGGGGUUGUAAGGUUGUAUGUAAACGCAACCUGUUUUUCGACCACGACUAGGCGAGUUACCUAACCUCCCUGGGGUCUCCACCUUCAAGUAAACAACCCCUAAGUCGCGUGCUUAUCGAAUUAAACACCGCGGUGAAAUCAGACAAGGAAUUUUAACUUAAGACCACUCCUUUAGCAACGUUCACAUCAGAUCGAUCAUUGGUUUGUAUGUAAAUUAUUCUCUCUUGUUUAUAAGUGAAGAAAUCUCUCCAUUUUCUCAUUAUUUGACGUUAAACAGUUUAACUUUCUUGUUUUGCAGCGACACCAACAGAAAAAGAGGACAAAAACAUGACAGCAGCCAUCGUGGGCGGCGUAAUAGGUGGCCUUGUGUUUAUCGCUCUCGUCGUUGGUGUUAUAUUGUAUCUUAACAAGAAUAAGAAUAAAAACUCAGGGAGGAUCUCCCCCGAGGAUCCAUCUCAUUAAGAAGGGAAGAAAUAUCUAUAGGUCCUACCAUUCACUAAAGAACACGCAAACUAUUUUGUUAAAAUAUUUCUUGCAAAAAAAUUGAUCAUUGCGAAACAACUGCAACCCCGGACAGAUUCGCUAUCGUUGUACAAAGUGUGAACUGUUAACUUUGAACCACUGAAGAAGCGAAAAUUCUGGCGCAUCUACGCGAGUCUUUGAAUCUGGUUUGAAAGAUUUUGAAUGAGGAACUUGUCCAGGAAAAUCUUAACAACGACGAAAAUCUGCUAGUAUAGAUUAUGUGAUUAGGACAUUGCUCUGCUGGAUCCGUCAAUAGGAUCCAGUAUGAAUUACGAAAAGAUGAAGUAAGAGCAAAUGGACAAAACUAACUAGCGUUUUGGGCAGUUUUUUUUCAGUCUUUUCAAAACAUUUUUUUAUUAAUUUUUAGGUACAUGAUACAUAUUUCAUUUCCGAUUUCUUUGAGGCAACUAAUUCUAAAAUUUUCCUCACUAACUAGCAUUUUUAGUUUGGUUUACAUUCGUAAUUGAUAUUCAGAAAAGAUCACCAGAGUCAUCUUUGACGAUGGCAAGCAUUCGCCUAACUCUGUAAAUAGUUUAAUGUGUGUAUCAUUUUAAACACAUUUUUAAUCACUUGUAGUUCAAGGCUUUUGAGCUGUUUUGAGCUAUGAUGCAGUAAGUCAU
This is a messenger RNA of Pocillopora meandrina, 14834 nucleotides long. The record is from the annotation of a GenBank genome assembly. Lineage: Eukaryota; Metazoa; Cnidaria; Anthozoa; Scleractinia; Pocilloporidae.